AUGAAUACAGUUUAUUAUUUUAUUUUUAGAGAAAUAAUUGAAAACUCAAGGAGAGCACUGGAUUUAUUACAGAAAGAACAACCUACAUUGAAGCCAACACUCUCUGUUGUGCAGGUUGGUGAUGAUGAUGUGGGACAAGAAGUUAUCAGAACCAUUGCUAGAAAGAUCGGCUUGGAUGUUGUUCAGAUUUGUCUUCCUCGUGAUUCUACUGAAAUCGAGAUCAUAGAUGAAAUCAUAAAGCUCAAUGAGAACCCUAAAAUCCAUGGCCUUCUCCUUCGCCUUUGUAAAGAGUCCUAUGCAAGCAAAAUAUUGAAUGCUGUAAAACCAGAGAAAGAUGUGGCGGGGGUAACUGAUUUUAAUUUGGCAAGGUUAGUGCAUGGAGACAUGAAUGAAUGUGUGGUCCCCCCUCUUGCCGGUGCUGUGAUCAAGAUUCUGGAAAAGCUAGCAUGUACUGACCUUGAUGGGAAAAAGGUGUUACUGUUGGGAGUUCAAGGAGUCUUGGAAGUUCCAUUGCAGUGCCUUCUUCAAAGAAAAGGGGCCAUGACAAUCAACUGCUCAUGGAAAACAAAGCAUCUUCAGACUAUGCUUCAAGAUGCUGAUAUGGUGGUAGUGGGUAGUACCAAACCUAAAGAGAUUCCAGUUACUUGGAUUAAACCUGACCUGGUCACAGUGGAUUGUUCUCAAGACAUUUUACAGGGACAAAAUGAUUUCAGUGAACAUCCUAUAAAGCCCGGUGACCAUUCUCUGAGGGAGGAUGUAAGGCAGCUGGCAGUGGCAAUAUGCAUGCAGAAUUUGGUGAAGAUCAGUGAGCGAUGGAUACAAUCCCAGCAAUAUAAGAACUGGAAUCUUCGUUGCCUGAAAUUGGAAACCCUUUCACCUGUUCCCAGUGAUAUUGAGAUUUCCCGACGACAGUGUCCAAAAGCUAUUGAUAUCCUUGCCAAGGAGGUAGGAUUGCUUACAAAUGAAAUAGAAGUCUACGGCCAAACCAAAGCCAAAGUGCGCCUCUCUCUGCUGGAAAGGUUGAAAGAUCAACCAGAUGGAAAAUAUGUGCUAGUUGCUGGGAUUACACCAACCCCUCUUGGGGAAGGGAAGAGCACGGUGACUAUUGGCUUGGUCCAAGCACUAACAGCCCACCUUAAAGUAAAUUCCUUUGCCUGCCUGCGACAGCCUUCUCAAGGACCAACGUUUGGUGUUAAAGGUGGAGCGGCUGGGGGCGGAUAUGCUCAAGUUAUACCAAUGGAAGAGUUCAACCUUCACCUCACUGGUGACAUUCAUGCCAUUACUGCGGCAAAUAACUUGCUGGCUGCUGCCAUAGAUGCUAGGAUUUUACAUGAGAACACUCAGUCUGAUAAGGCUUUAUAUAAUAGAUUGGUUCCAUUAGUUCAGGGUGAAAGGAAAUUUUCAAACAUACAGCUUGCACGCCUGAAGAGGCUGGGAAUAACCAAAACGGAUCCUAAAACAUUGACAGAAGAUGAGGUUAGCAGAUUUGUCCGACUUGACAUAGAUCCAGCUACAAUUACGUGGCAAAGAGUGGUGGACACAAAUGAUAGAUUCCUUAGGAAAAUAACAGUUGGUCAAGCAAGUACAGAGAAGGGUUUUUCUCGUCAGGCCCAGUUUGAUAUAGCUGUUGCAAGUGAAAUCAUGGCAAUCUUAGCACUGACAAGCAGUCUGUCCGAUAUGAAAGAAAGACUGGGGAAAAUUGUUGUUGCUAACAGUAAACAGGGGCAACCUGUGACAGCAGAAGAUUUGGGAAUUACUGGGGCAUUGUUAGUUUUGAUGAAGGAUGCAAUUAAACCAACACUGAUGCAGACAUUAGAGGGUACUCCUGUUUUUGUACAUGCUGGGCCUUUUGCAAAUAUUGCUCAUGGAAACUCUUCAGUUUUGGCUGACAAAAUUGCUCUUAAAUUGGUUGGAAAAGAAGGAUUUGUAGUAACUGAAGCUGGGUUUGGUGCUGAUAUUGGGAUGGAGAAAUUCUUCAACAUCAAAUGCAGAGCUUCUGGCUUGGUGCCUAGUGUGGUUGUGCUUGUUGCUACAGUGAGGGCUUUGAAGAUGCAUGGAGGUGGGCCAAGUGUAACAGCUGGUGCCCCUCUUAAAAAGGAAUAUACAGAAGAGAAUCUCAAGCUGGUAUCUGAUGGCUGUUGCAAUUUAGGGAAACAAAUUGAGAUUGCCCAGCAAUUUGGUGUUCCUGUUGUAGUUGCUCUGAAUGUUUUCAGAACGGACUCUCCUGCUGAGAUUGACUUAGUCUGUGAGAUUGCCAGACAGUCUGGAGCAUCGGAUGCAGUGCCUUGCAAUCACUGGUCGGAAGGAGGCAGAGGAUCUGUGGAAUUGGCUCAAGCCGUAAGAAAAGCUGCUAAUCAGCCAAAUAGCUUCAGAUACCUGUAUGACCUGGAGCUUCCCAUCACUGAAAAAAUAAGAACCAUAGCUCAGAAAAUCUAUGGAGCUCAGGAUAUAGAGCUGUCUCCUACAGCAGAAUCGCAAAUAACCCGUUACAGUCAACAGGGAUUUGGAAAUUUGCCUAUCUGUAUGGCAAAAACUCACCUGUCCCUUUCUCACAUGCCUGACUGGAAAGGGGUCCCCACUGGCUUCAUUCUGCCUAUUAGUGACGUGAGGGCCAGUAUCGGAGCCGGCUUUAUAUAUCCAUUGGUGGGAACGAUGAGCACUAUGCCAGGAUUGCCUACGAGACCUUGUUUCUAUGAUAUUGACCUAGACCCUGAAACUGAAGAAGUUAAAGGGCUGUUUUGAACCAAAGGAUGAAGCAGAGUAUAAGACUUCUGAAAAGACAAAUUGCAGUGUUUCCUGGAGUAUGAGACAAGCAUGAAUUUGGAGAAUGCCGGCAACAUAUCUCUGGAAGAAUACUGGAAUAAACCAAAGCAGAGAAGCACACUUAUCACCAAACCUCUUCUGUAAUGAAAAACCUAAGAACAAUAAAAGCAUGGAUUUAUUCUAAAUGUA
Messenger RNA from Pogona vitticeps (central bearded dragon), 2952 nucleotides. NCBI's taxonomy places the organism in Eukaryota, Metazoa, Chordata, Lepidosauria, Squamata, Agamidae. The record is from RefSeq and is a predicted model, not a curated record.